Messenger RNA from Lotus japonicus, 997 nucleotides. RefSeq names its product probable transcription factor PosF21. Bases 52 to 597 code for a protein of 181 amino acids. Lineage: Eukaryota; Viridiplantae; Streptophyta; Magnoliopsida; Fabales; Fabaceae. Gene Ontology annotation, molecular function: DNA-binding transcription factor activity. The transcript has 3 exons. Gene Ontology annotation, biological process: regulation of DNA-templated transcription. The record is from RefSeq and is a predicted model, not a curated record.
UGAAGAAUGAAAUAAAAUGGGUUGGUUUGGAUUGUGGGAAAUUAGGGAUUGAUGAAGUUUUGGGGUGUGAAGUUUGAUGGAAUUGUUGUUGGUGUUAAUUGUAGGAUUGUUGCUAAUAGGGAAUCUGCUGCUAGAUCGAAGGAGAGGAAAAAUCGUUAUGUAAGUGAGAUGGAAAAGAAGCUGCAAGAUCUUCAGAUGCAAUCAGCCAACCUCUCUCAACGUCUUCUCAUCCUAAAGAAAGACACUGUAGAUUUGACUACUUUGCAAGAGCAGCUCAAGACGAACUUACAGAACAUGGGACAACAAUCUCAAAUUCAAUUUGAUCUGGACCAAACGAUAAAGGAAGAAUUGAAUUUCCUUAGGAAGCAAACUCUCCAAAAUGCUGCUGUCAUUGCUAAUCAUUCUUCUGAUGGAGUAGGUAUGCAUCAGGUUCCUAAUCCCCCACCGCAGCUGCAGACCCCUCAGCAACCACCACAGCUUUUCCCGCUGCCGCCGCCACCUCCUCUUCCUCCAUCUGGUCAAGAUUUCAGUGGUCAUUUUGGUUAUAGAGGAUAUCUACAAUCACAGGAACUAGCUGGCAAUAGCAACGGAAAAUGAUUGGUAAUGGAGGAUAUCUAAUCAUCACAAGUACUGCCAUCUAUACAUACAUGCAUUAUGCCUAUAUGUGUAAUGGGUGCAUGAGGCUUGUGAAUGAUAUCAAUGUGCAGUUUAGUGUUGUUGGUGGUGGUUUUCUUGUUAGUUGUUGUUCAAUUUUAGACUGCAAGCCUGCGACUAUAGCAUAUUAAUCUCAUGCAUUUUCGGCAUUUCUAUGUUGAAACAAUACUAUGUUUUUCUAUGUUGAAACCAGACUAUGUUUUAUAUAUGUUCUAAUCUUGGAUGGAAACUUUCUCAGAUGAAGAUGUAGGAGGACAAAUUUAUGAUAAUACAUUGGGUGGGUAGCUAUAAACAAUCGUGUGUAGUUCUUGCAAUGUAGCAGUAGCAGCACCCUUCUUCGGUC